CCCAAACCAUGGCGUCAUGUCCACAUCCUCUCAGGAGGAAUAUUCUGCCUUACUUCCGCCAGUGUCGAGCUCAACCACUUUCGCGAAAAGUUUUGCAAUCUCCAUUGUUGUGUUUCCAUAGUACCCAAGCUGCAACGGCACCCUUAACGAGAAAGCAAGUGGACUCUGACCAGGACAAGUUGGAUGAUGUCUUCUCCCUCUUACGUUUAACUUCUAUUUCCUGGAACAGACCUGGACCCGCAGAGUUUGAUUUUCGAAGUGAUGUAGUGACUACUCCCACCCUCUCAAUGCUUCGUGCAAUUCUCAAAACCACCCUCCGCGAUGAUGUUUACCAAGAAGACCUCACUACCUCUUCCCUCGAGCAGUACAUAGCGAACCUUACUGGCCACGAAGCAGGCAUCUUUGUCUUAUCAGGCACAAUGGCAAACCAACUGGCGCUCAGAACCCACCUCACACAGCCACCACACGCAGUGCUCUGUGACACCCGGUCUCACAUUAUCCACUGGGAAGCCGGCGGGCUUGCCAGUCUAUGCGGUGCAAUGAUCCAAGGCGUUAUGCCUGGCAACGGGGAAUUCCUUACGCUCGAGGAUAUCCAAAGAAAAGCAGUGUUGAGCAACGAUGUUCACAAAUGCCCCACUACCGUCAUGAGCUUGGAGAACACGAUUUCAGGCCUCGUGCAUCCCCUCCCUGAGCUCCAAAGGAUAUCCGACUGGGCGUGGAGGAACGGAUUGAAGGUACAUAUGGAUGGUGCUAGACUCUGGGAGGCUGUGGCUACGGGUGCAGGAAGCCUGAGAGAUUUUGCACAGUGUGCUGAUAGUGUAUCUCUGGAUCUUUCGAAGGGCUUGGGGGCACCCAUGGGUGCGAUUGUUGUCGGAAAUAGCGGUUUUGUGGCUAGAGCGAGGAGAAUUAGGAAGGGUAUGGGAGGUGGUAUGAGGCAGGCAGGAGUGCUGAGCUCGGCGGCAAGGGCAGCGGUUGAUGACACUUUUGGACCAGGUGUUUGGGGAACGAAUUUGGGAGGCAAGCUGAGAGAUGCACAUGAUACUGCUAGAAAGGCUACGGAAAUGUGGGUUAAGAGGGGAGGGUUGCUGCGGAGAAGGACCGAAACAAAUUUGGUGUGGGUCGACCUGACCAGUGCUGGGAUUUCCGAUGAAGAUUUUGCGGAAAUUGGGAGAAAUUUUGGCGUCAAAUUAGAUGGAGGGCGUAUUGUGUUUCAUUACCAAAUUAGUAACGAAGCAGUCAGAAAGUUGGGGCUAGUUUUCGACACGGUUCUGUCUACACGACGAUUUAGUUCGAGGGAAGGUAGGCUGGGCAGAGGAGAACAAUGAGACAUCUAUGCGAGGAACGCAAACCCUGAGCGAGACAUUCCGCCAUACCAUAUCACAAGCGUGGAUUUGUAUUAUUAAAGCAAAGAUGUGCUCGAUACUCAAUUAAUU
Molecule: messenger RNA, 1433 nt
Organism: Hyaloscypha bicolor E
Lineage: Eukaryota; Fungi; Ascomycota; Leotiomycetes; Helotiales; Hyaloscyphaceae
Product: threonine aldolase
Exons: 2
Coding region: 9-1325 (438 amino acids)
Biological process (GO): L-threonine catabolic process; glycine biosynthetic process
Cellular component (GO): cytosol
Molecular function (GO): L-allo-threonine aldolase activity
Source: RefSeq, a predicted model, not a curated record